AUGACAGACACCUUCCCGACUCUAACAACAACGCCAAAACGGAAGAGAGAUGACGAAGAACCACACCCAUCGCCGAUACACACUACCGCACAAUUCUCCUUCCAGCUUCCCGAGGCUAAGAGCGACGAGGAUGGGAGCGCAAGCCCACGCAGCAAAGUGGUGCACAAGUUCCGUGGUCUGGCGCUGGGUGGUGGGGGCGGGGUAGCCCAGCAACAGAGCAACAGCCAACAGCGCCAGGGCCCGUAUGACCCGACUCGCGACGUCGGCGAUGACGGGCUCUACAGCGACGACCCGUUCGCGAGUCGUAAGAGAAUGAAGGUACCAGAGCUGGAGAUGAAGGACGCCGACGCAGCCGAUGCCGCUGAGCCAGCUCCCGUUCCAGAUCCUGACAUUAAGAGCGACCCGGAACUCGUUUCAACGCCAAGUGUGGUUGGGCCUGAUGCGGCGGCUGUAGACACGAAUGAUCAACUCAUCACGGCAACUACUGCUACAGCGGCAACCGCGGAUACUACUACAAGUACACAACGGUCACUUCCUUUUCUCAACCGAAUACAAAACUCGAAAUCUGCAGCACGGAGACGAGCCGGGACACCCCCUCUCAAGGGUCGUAAGGGCAAGGUUGCCGCGGAUACAAGUACACCAACAGAAGAAGACGGAAAGAUGGAGAUUGUUGAUCCAGUCAGAGCUGCGCUGACAUGGAAAGAGGAGGAAAUUACGAUUUACGACCCCGACGACGAGGACGACGACGGCACUGGUAUUAACGGUGUCGGGUUUAUGCCAACGGCCGCGAUGGCGUACGCACGCACACAGAAGCGCCGGCUGCAGCUGGCCGAGUACAAGAAACGGGAAGAGAGCGAGGCUAGAGCUCGGCGGAACCAACGUCGACGAGGCAGCGGUGCGGGAUUGGGCGCCAAGGUUGAUUCAAAGCCGGCACCUGGCAGUGGUGUGCGAAAAGUGCGGUUUAUGGAGUCGGAACCAAAUACGAUUGUGACGAAUGGAUGA
Molecule: messenger RNA, 1002 nt
Organism: Colletotrichum truncatum
Lineage: Eukaryota; Fungi; Ascomycota; Sordariomycetes; Glomerellales; Glomerellaceae
Source: RefSeq, a predicted model, not a curated record